Aureobasidium pullulans EXF-150 is the source of this 500-nucleotide messenger RNA. RefSeq lists its product as uncharacterized. The record is from RefSeq and is a predicted model, not a curated record. The coding region runs from base 199 to 456 and encodes 85 amino acids. The transcript has a single exon. NCBI's taxonomy places the organism in Eukaryota, Fungi, Ascomycota, Dothideomycetes, Dothideales, Saccotheciaceae.
UCGGCGUUUUGGCGGAUUCCCCCUUUUUCUUUUUUUUCUUUUCUCUCAAUCAACCACCCAAUUUUCCUUGUCCGUCACCCAAAUCCCCUCCUGCACUGUCGAAAUGUUGAAUUCCCCCACCCACCUACCUGAACAUGUCUUGGUUCUUCUAUGAGGGUAGGACUUGAUUGAAAGAGAAGGCUCUGGCAGCGUUCUGCGAUGAAACGAUUAUGGCUGCGACGAAAGAAUCAAGAAUCACACUCUGCGUUUGCUUUUCCCCUUUUUGUUGCAUUUCUUAUCCGAGUAUCAAUUUUAACUCUACAUUUCUUUCACCUUCGUCCUUCUCUAUUGCUGAAAUCCUCCCCUCCCGUCUACGUUCUCACCUUUGAAGGGCCAAAACCAAUGAAUAUCUAUCCGUCGUUGGAAACGAACCCCAAUAUGCUGCUGUUCGCUCAACAACGAGCCAAGGUUUUUUGAGACAACAAAUCAUAAAGUUUCCACGGACGCGGAUCGAACGACCA